AUGGGCGGUGCUAUCGAUGUAGUAAUCAAUGCUAACCCGUUUGCCGAGUUCAACCUAUUUGCGGAUCCCGAGGCAGCCGCGAUUAUAUAUGUGCUCACCGACCCUCAGUCCAGCACAACCUUUCCAACUACCCCGCACCACUUCCGCGAAGAGGAAUGGGAGAAGAGGCCUGCCAGGGCGCUGAACUUGCGGAUUGGGUGCGCAAAGUCUGCACAAGUAGCUUUCGUCCUUUGCGGGAAACUCGACAGUGGAAACGGUGCUAUCAAAGGCAUUGGUUCUCCGUGA
Messenger RNA from Penicillium lagena, 285 nucleotides. RefSeq names its product nucleoside hydrolase. The record is from RefSeq and is a predicted model, not a curated record. Bases 1 to 285 code for a protein of 94 amino acids. Gene Ontology annotation, molecular function: hydrolase activity, hydrolyzing N-glycosyl compounds. Lineage: Eukaryota; Fungi; Ascomycota; Eurotiomycetes; Eurotiales; Aspergillaceae. The transcript is spliced from 2 exons.